GUUGCUCUUUUGACGUUUUGACCUGUGCACCGGUGCCGAUAGCAAGUAUAGCAUGCUAGCAUGAAUUGAGGUCGUUCACGGUCAUUAACUGUCUUUACCAGUUUUACAAUGCAUAUUCGGAUAAUGCCUUUGAAUAUCCUUAAGUUUUGAAUGGUCAGUCAUAUGACUUCCAAAAUUAAAGAUCUGUUAGAGAUCGGGAACGUAAAGCUAUCUUAGCUAGCUAGCUAAAGUACCGGGUACAGUAGACAGCGGAUGCCCGAAGAAAAAGGAUGCAUUUAGCCGAUUUCGUCGCUGGGUCAGUCGGAGGAGCGUUUGGAGUUGCUGUUGGGUAUCCUCUGGACACAGUGAAGGUGAGGAUACAAACACAAAGGAAGUUCACGGGAAUCUGGCACUGCAUCCGCACUACAUCCAAGACAGAAGGGGUAAAUGGCUUCUACAAGGGCAUGUCCAUGCCGGUCACCACGGUGUCCGUCAGCUCCUCGGUGGUGUUUGGUACCUACAGGAACGUUCUCCAGUGUCUCCGUCAGCUUCGCAACUCCAGGCCAGACGCUCCUAAUGCCAAGCUGGACAUCUUCCUGUCAGGAAUGGCUGGGGGGGUUGCCCAGGUGUCGGUGAUGUCUCCAGCUGACAUAGUGAAGGUGCGUCUCCAGUGUCAGAUGGUUCCCUACCAGGGCUCAGAUGCCCAGAAGCCUAAGUACCGUGGACCAGUGCACUGUCUUCUGACCAUCGUCAGAGAGGAGGGGGUCCUGGGGCUGUAUAAAGGGGCCCAGGCCCUGGCCCUGAGGGAUGGACCUUCCUUUGCCACCUACUUCCUCACUUACAACCUUAUCUGUGAACAACUUUCACCUCCUGGCACCAGCCGGCCAGAGUGGGGGGUGGUGUUGCUGGCAGGUGGGCUGUCAGGGAUGUGUGGUUGGUGCAUCGGCACCCCCAUGGACUUGAUCAAGGCCCGUCUGCAGAUGGACGGGAUGGGUGAGCGGAGGUACAGGGGCUUCUUUCACUGCAUCUCCCACAGCGUCCGCACCGAGGGCCCGGGGGUCCUGUUUAAAGGCCUGACCCUGAACUGCAUACGAGCUUUCCCCGUCAACAUGUCCGUCUUCGCCAUGUACGAGGUGGUCAUCCGACUGCUGCGCACCGCACCUUAGGCCUUAAGGGUCAGGAAGUUCAGAGACCUUAUCUAAAUUGAACAGUGAUUGAUUGAGAGGAGGUUCUCCCAUUUUUUAAGUUAAGUGGAAAGGGGGACAGUGAAGGUGUUUUAAAUGUUUUUGGAGCUGUCUCUACUGACAGGAACAAUUCUUGAUCAGAGUGAUGAGCGAGAGCAAUAACCCUGUUCUCUCUGUUGCUGCUAUGUACUGUGUAUCAACACUAUUGGUGCCAAAUUGCUCUUGCACAAAGUGACCAUGAUGUGAAGGAACUGAAAAACAUAUCGCCUGUCUAACAAUUUGGUAAACUAUUUGCACAUUGUAUUUAAUUUUAGGGGGAUAGGUACUAUUCCUACUGAUGGCAUUCCGUUGUCAUAUUUAACUGGUUUAAGAAGGUGCUUUUUCUGGAAAUGCAACACCCAUUCCUUAAAGCAGACAUAUUGGACCCAACAGGACUGGUUUGAUGAAAACAUGUAUGCUUCUCUACACAGCUAUUAGCACGCUGUUCAUGUCAGAUCAGUGAAUUGUUUAAUGCAGAAUGGAAGUUUUCAUUUAGAGAAUCUGAAUUUGGCCUUAUGUCUCAUAACACUUCUGUUCCAGGGAAGGGUUGGGCAAUAGUAUUCAGCAUUACUAAUAUAAUGAAGUCAGUCUAGGUCUGGUACAUUAUUGCUGUUACUGGAAUCAAACAGUAUCAAGUCAAACAUUUACCUCAUAUGAAAGGUGGCAAAUACAGUUUUACUGUAAAACUGCCUUAUGGCAUACCUGUUAAACCAGGGCUGAAUCCCUGUAAUUAACUGAUGUACUGUACUAUGCACUGUUCUAUACAUUUCUAUCUAGUAUUCUACAAUUUAUCCACUAAUGUUGUACAGUGGUGUGAACUUUAUACUGGGAUCAAACUGUCAGUGUUCACCUUGAUGUGAAAAACAUCUUUCUUGGUAUACCUAAUCAGAUUGCCGUGUAAUUUGUUGUGUGACUGACUUAAAUAUAAAAAGUGUUUAUAGUGAAACAAAGAAUAUAUUGUUAAUAUAAACUGUUUAAUUAUUUGAUAAAAAACUGCAA
Osmerus eperlanus (European smelt) is the source of this 2201-nucleotide messenger RNA. RefSeq names its product solute carrier family 25 member 47b (gene slc25a47b). NCBI's taxonomy places the organism in Eukaryota, Metazoa, Chordata, Actinopteri, Osmeriformes, Osmeridae. The transcript has 6 exons. Gene Ontology annotation, molecular function: transmembrane transporter activity. Gene Ontology annotation, biological process: transmembrane transport. Gene Ontology annotation, cellular component: mitochondrion. The record is from RefSeq and is a predicted model, not a curated record. Bases 270 to 1145 code for a protein of 291 amino acids.